AUGGCGUUUGCUGGGACAAAUGUCAGUUUGUCCCAGCCGGAUAUAACGCAAAAACUGACGGAGCGCAUAGAUGAUCUGAAGCAGAGAAUCGCUGCUUGGGGAAAGCGGAUUCGGCGAUAUACCGAGAGGUCGACACGGUUCAACCAGAAUCGUCUCUUCCAGAGUGAUCAGAAGAGGCUCUAUGAAUCAUUGGAGCGACCAAUGGUAAGUGGAACGGGUCCAGCACCGAAUCAGGCCGACACUGUAGCAUUCUGGCGCGGCCUGUGGUCAGAGCCCGUAAACCACAGCGAGGGCCCUUGGACGGAAGUUGUGGCGAGUCAGUGUGCGGGUAUUACGCCCAUGGACCCCGUCAUCAUAACGCCGGAUGACGUAGCUGAGGCGGUCCGUAGGGCCCCGAACUGGAAAAGUCCGGGGCUUGACGGGCUGCAUCACUACUGGCUGAAGGGGUUCAUGGUGUGUCACUCUGUGCUUGCCCGACAGUUUCAAGAGGCUCUCAACCAGAAGUCGCUCCCAAGCCUCUUCACUACUGGGAUCACUCAUUUGGUUCCUAAAGACCAGGUGCAAAACCUGGCAGACCGAGUUCGGUAUAUCUUGCGCUCAAAUAUAUUUGAUGUCGCCGAACUCGAACGGCUACGACGUGAGGCUGUUCCCUCGUCGGAUGAGAAUGCUACGGCUGAGGAUGCGGCGCCACAAAUGGUAGAGCAACCCGCAAACGUGGAUGCCGCCGUGAAUACCCCAGUUGUGGUUGAUUCAAACGAUGAUGGAACUGUCGCCCAGGAACUGGAAUUAGAGCAUAUAGCAUAUAGUACAUUGGAAGAGGCGAUUGUGGAAACGCGCAGUACGCCUCUCGAAAAUCGACCGCGACUUCCCCGCAUAGCCCUAAGCAAGCGGAAUCGGGCUGUCGUGAGGGCUCUGAACCCAAUGCUGGUGACCUAUUUGGAAGCCAGCCGGGACCUUUGCGAGACGGACUCAAUUCUUUUUGGCGCCGGGCUGGCAGUCUGCCGUAUCAUAGGUGCCAAGGUUUCCACAGCUGGACGCGCUACUGGCCAUAGUAGCGCUAUCCCAGCAUGGAGAAGAAGAAUUGAGGAACGUAUCGCAAAGGCUAGAGCUCUCAUCGGCUGA
Parnassius apollo (apollo) is the source of this 1122-nucleotide messenger RNA. Lineage: Eukaryota; Metazoa; Arthropoda; Insecta; Lepidoptera; Papilionidae. The record is from the annotation of a GenBank genome assembly.